AUGGCCUCGAUGCCUCAACAAACACACGCCUCAUUUCCUUCCAGGCCCUACAGCAGCACACUUGCACAUCACAACAAGCUCCCUCCAACAAAUACCAGUCGCGAUCACAAUCGCCUUGAGCGUGAACGAGGAUCUCAAGCACAAGUCAGUUCUACUAACGCUCUAAAUAAUAUAACCGACGAACAGCGGGAAGAAAUUAACGAAGCAUUCAGUCUAUUCGAUCUCGAUAAAGACGGGCGGAUAGACUACCAUGAAUUCAAGGUUGCCCUAAAAGCCCUUGGUUUUGAUCUACCUAAGCCCAGUAUCCUCAAUCUGCUCACAACUCAUGGAUCACCACCUACUCAAGCAACUGGGCAUGCAAAGAAUCCAAACUCAUCGCCUCCCGCACGCUUACUGCUUACUCUGCCAGCUUUUCAAAAUAUCGCUGCUAAGCUUAUAUCAGAGCGGGAUCCCCGGGACGAAAUUCUACGCGCAUUUGCUUUAUUUGAUGCCGACGAUAAAGGAAUAAUAAGUCUCGAUGACCUGCGGCGCGUAGCAAGAGAGUUAGGUGAGGGUUUAGAGGAAGAAGAACUAGCCGCUAUGAUCGAGGAGUUCGACCUCGAUGGAAAGGGGGGCGCCAUUAACGCGUCUUCAAUAAAAAUUCCAAAUCACGCAACCCUUCAGGUUGUCGCUAAAUUUUCCGGUGGAGAGACACAUUCCGCUCCAGGUCUAACUAUUUUACCUCAAGCAGUGGCAACAAAUCACUGA
Molecule: messenger RNA, 747 nt
Organism: Blumeria graminis f. sp. triticale
Lineage: Eukaryota; Fungi; Ascomycota; Leotiomycetes; Helotiales; Erysiphaceae
Source: the annotation of a GenBank genome assembly